Lactuca virosa is the source of this 2286-nucleotide messenger RNA. Lineage: Eukaryota; Viridiplantae; Streptophyta; Magnoliopsida; Asterales; Asteraceae. The record is from the annotation of a GenBank genome assembly.
CUGCUCGCCAGUCAUUCGGCGACGAUAACACCCUCAAUCGGCAGCCAUUUUUUUUGGCGGCGAAAACGGCGAGAUUCGAAUCUACGAGCUUCAUUCAAUUUCACCACCAAAUUAGGGGUAAAAUACUCUUGCCGGAGAGCGAACAGAAGACUUGUUUUUACGCCGGUGAAUUCGGCGUCGGUUAAUGGAUAUUCACUGCGGAAUCAUGAUAAUAGUCCAGAGGUUUCAGAUGGAGUGGGAACGAAUUACGGAGAGGAUAAUGCCGUUGGGGUGUCGGAAAGGUUGUUGAGAUUUGUUCAUCUGGUUUCGUCGGUGCUUCCUGGUGGAAAUUGGUGGAGGUUUUCUGAUGAAGUGGAAGUCUCGGUAACUGCGAAGCCGGUGACUUUGGUGCGUGCUCUUCGACGGAUGUGGGGAUUGAUUGCGAAUGAUCGUUGGGUUAUCUUUGCUGCCUUCUCUGCCCUAAUACUAACCGCGCUUACAGAGAUCUCCAUUCCUCAUUUCCUUACAGCAUCUAUAUUUUCAGCCCAAAGUGGUGAGACAGCUGUGUUUCAGGGUAAUGUGAAGCUACUGAUGUUUCUAUGCAUCACUUCCGGUAUUUGCAGUGGAUUAAGAGGUUGCUGGUUUGGCAUUGCAAAUAUGAUCCUUGUAAAACGAAUGAGGGAAACAUUAUACUCCAUCCUUCUUCUCCAGGAUAUAAACUUUUUUGACUCUGAAAGUAUUGGAGAUUUGACUAGUAGACUAGGAUCAGAUUGUCAGCAGGUUUCACGGGUUAUUGGGAAUGAUCUUAACCUAAUAUUACGCAAUCUUCUUCAGGCCACAGGGGCUUUGAUCUACUUGUUAGUGUUGUCUUGGCCACUUGGCUUAUGCACAUUGGCCAUUUGCUCUACUUUGUCACUAGUUAUGUUAAAAUAUGGACAGUACCAGAAGAAAGCAGCAAAGUUAACACAAGAGUUCACUGCAUCUGCAAAUGAAGUUGCACAAGAGACAUUUUCUUUGAUGAGAACAGUUCGAGUUUAUGGAACUGAGCAUAAAGAACUUGAAAGGUACACCACCUGGCUGGAAAAACUAGCUGAUAUAAGCUUGAGAACAAGUGGUGCAUAUGGCAUAUGGAAUUUCAGUUUCAACACUCUGUAUCAUUCUACACAGGUUCUUGCUGUAUUGGUAGGAGGAAUGUCUAUUAUGGCUGGUAAAAUAACAGCCGAACAGCUUACAAAGUUCAUAUUAUACAGUGAAUGGCUGAUUUACUCAACAUGGUUUGUGGGUGACAAUUUAUCAAACUUAAUGCAAUCUGUUGGAGCAAGUGAAAAAGUAUUCCAAAUGAUGGAUCUUGCGCCUAGUCAGCAGUUCACAUCCAAAGGAUCAAAAUUGCCAAAUUUGAAGGGUCUUAUUGAGUUUGUGAAUGUAUCAUUUAGCUAUACAUCAAGGGAAACGGUACAUGUGUUAAAAGAUAUAAGCAUUACUGUGAAUCCUUAUGAAGUAGUUGCACUUGUUGGUCUUAGUGGUAGUGGGAAGAGCACAAUAGUAAAUCUCCUUCUUCGUCUCUAUGAACCAACAAGUGGUCAGAUUUUGAUCGAUGGGCAUCCGUUAAACAACAUGGACAUCAAGUGGCUUAGAGAAAGAAUCGGAUAUGUUGGACAGGAACCUCGGCUUUUUCGGAUGGAUGUGAGAUCAAAUAUAGCAUAUGGAUGCACACGAGAUGUAAGUGAAGAAGAUAUUGAAGAUGCAGCGAAACAAGCGUAUGCUCAUGACUUCAUAUCCUCACUACCUGAAGGCUAUAACACAAUUGUUGAUGAUGAUUUGUUAAGUGGAGGCCAAAAGCAAAGAAUUGCUAUUGCAAGAGCUGUUCUAAGGGACCCAUCAAUUUUGAUUCUUGAUGAAGCUACUAGCGCUUUAGAUGCCGAGAGUGAAUACAACGUCAAGGGUGUACUGAGUGCGGAUGGAGAUAAGUGUAAGAGGAGUGUUAUAAUAAUUGCACACAGGCUUUCCACUAUACAAGCUGCAGACAGAAUAAUUGUCAUGGACAGUGGCCGGAUCAUUGAGAUGGGAAAUCAUAAACAACUUCUCCUUAAAGACGGAUUGUAUGCGCGAUUAACUAGAAGACAAGUUGAUUCUGUAUGAUGAGAAUAUUAAUUCCAAUUAGAAUUGUAUACAAUACAACAACAGAGGUGUGUGUAAUCAUGGAUGUUAGUCAUGGUUGAAUCCUAGCUUUGGAGAUUCAUCAUAUAAAAUGUUGUAAUUGUUAGGAAUACAAGCUAUUCUUCUACUUUAUAUCGAGUAUUGUACUCA